UAGGCUAAGUUAGUAGUGCUAGUACAAACAGAGAAUAGUAAAGAGUGGUUCCUGUUAUUGUUGGAAAACGUAGUGUUGCUUGUUUUGUAACCGUGAAAGACCAAUCCGAAUCAAACCAAACGGUUGUCUGGCUGCUGCUUGAUUGUGAGUGGUUGAGUUUUUGAGUUGAGUCGGUUUACGGUUAUCUAGCUAGUGAUGCUGCGGCGUGUUGUAGGGGUUGGGUUUAGUUAGGGACGUUAGGGUGUUUUCAUUUUGACUUUAAAGGCUAGGAAGUGUAAAUUCUUCACUUUAUUAGUGACCAUGACAAACAGAUGGAUCAUAGUGUUGUGCUUUACAUUUAGGAUGUUGGAAGUUCUCACAGAGUCAGUGUUGGUGCACAAUAACAAAGGGACCCCUGCUGCUGAGUUCUCCAGAGUGUCGACUGUCCGGCCCAGACUGAUACAUUACCGAGAGAAGCGGCACAUAUCCACAACAAGAACAGACAAGAAUGGAGUGGAGCAUCUUCAUGAUGUGACUGUGGCUCUAGACAUGAAUGGAAGGGACCAACUGCUAGAUCUUAGACUCAAUAGAGAGUUAAUACCCAAAGGAUAUUUUGAAAAACACCAAAAGGAUGGUUUAUAUGUAGUCAGGAGACCCAACCAUCAGGAGGUGGAGCUGUGUCACUACCAGGGCAGACUGAGGGGAGUGCCAGACUCCUGGGCAGCAGUGUCCACCUGUCAGGGACUCAGAGGUGUGGUGUAUGAUGGUGACCAACUUCACUACCUGGAGAGAGCCACAGACAGCCCUGACGUCCAUGACACUGACCACUACCUCUACUCUCACAUCAAUCUAGUCGCCAACCAUACUUGUGGUUAUCAGGGGACUGAUCAUAGUCAUAUCAAUGAUUUUCACCAUCUCAAUAGGAUAGGUAAACGGUUCAAGAGGUCAGAAGAGGUGAUCCGAGGACCAUACAACGCCAACGCUAGGUCGAGCUAUGUGGAGCUGGUGUUGGUGAUGGACAACAAAGAGUACAAGGCACUGGGAGAGAACAUGGACAAGGUGAACAACCACUGCAAGGACAUAGCCAACAUCAUCAAUGCUCUGUACGUGCCUUUGAACAUCUUUAUUGCUCUGGUGGGUGUAGUUGUGUGGACGGAGUAUGACGAGAUUGCUCUCUCUGCCAACGGAGACACAACUCUGACCAACUUCUUGCACUACCGUCGCGAGAAACUGGUUAAAGAACAUCCUAACGACAAUGCUCAGCUGUUAACGAGGAUCCAGUUUGAGGGUGGAGUAGUGGGGAAGGCUUUGAAAGGUCCGAUCUGCACGUUUGAGUUCUCAGGAGGAGUCAGUAUGGACCACAGUGCUGUGGUGGGACUAGUGGCUACUACAGUGGCUCACGAGAUGGGACAUAACUUUGGUAUGGAGCAUGACUCCAGCGACUGCCAGUGUCCUGACGACCGUUGCAUCAUGGCUCCCUCCUCCAGCUCUAUGAGUCCCACCCACUGGAGCUCAUGCAGUCUCGAGUACCUGGCUCUGGCCUUUGAGCAUGGAAUGGACUACUGCCUUCGCAACAAACCAACCAAGUUGUUUGACAGUCCAGUCUGUGGCAAUGGGUUUGUGGAGGCCGGGGAGCAAUGUGACUGUGGCCUCAAGGACCAUUGUGACAACCCUUGCUGUAACCCCAACACUUGUAUGCUCUUCAGCAAUGCCUCCUGUGCCACUGGCGAGUGCUGUGACCUCAAGACAUGCAGACCCAAAACUAUAGGUACACUGUGUAGAGAGGCUGACCAAGAGUGUGACUUGGCUGAAUACUGCACUGGACAAUCAGAGUACUGUCCUGAAGAUGUCUUCAAGAUGGACGGCAUCAAAUGUAACAAGGGCAAGGCGUACUGCUACAAGGGGUCAUGCCGUACACAUUCAGACCAGUGCAAGCUGUUGUGGGGGCCUUCAGGCAAGAGCUCAGACACUCAGUGUUACAAAAUGAACAAAAAGGGCAGUAGACACGGCAAUUGUGGCUACAACCGUCUCAACCAGUCCUACAUCAAGUGCCAGGAACAGGAUCUGCAGUGUGGCAUGCUACACUGUACUCAUCUCAAUGAGCGGUUGGAGUUUGGCAUGGAGUCUGUAGCAAUCUUGUCUCACUCCUUCAUCAAUUCCCAGGGCAGCAUCAUCCCCUGUCGCACGGCCCUAGUAGACCUUGGGCUCAACGAGGUAGACCCUGGUCUGGCCCCUGACGGCGCCCGCUGCGGUGAGGGCAAGAUGUGUGUGAACCAGAAGUGUAUGGAAGUGAAGGACAUGUUGGCGAGUGGCAGUGUGGCACAAUGUCCUAACAACUGCAACAACAACGGAGUGUGCAACAGCCGAGGACACUGCCACUGCAACAUGGGAUUUGCCCCGCCAAAUUGUGACUACCCCGGCCCUGGCGGCUCCCAGGACAGUGGCCCUGCCUCCGACCCUAAUGCCAGGAGAGAGUUCAUCAUAUUUCUGUAUGUGACAUUCCUGGGCAUCGUACCGUUCAUAGCUGUGGUCUCACUGUUCGUCUACUACAUGAAACGCAAUCCAACAUUCUGGCGCAAGAAGCCGAGGAUAGCAAUCAUUGACAAGAAGAUGGCAUCGCCAGGGGGACGGACGUUGCCUCGCGGUUCAGUGCCAAUGGUACCAGACACUUCUCGGGCAUCAUUGUUGCCAUCAGCUGACAACAGCAGCACCAACCCCGCCAACUUUGACUCCAACCUCUUGCAAAACAAUCUGGUCGGGCAGUAUAAAGGUUUCAGCAUCACCCCUCUGCCGAAAACAACGGCAAAUGUUACCCCUACUCGGCAAGCCCCUGCUGUAGCUCCGGCUCACAAAGUAUCUCCUCCCAAAGUACCAGACAAUGUGGUUAGUCAACACAUCAUACCUUAUCCAGUUCGCCCAGCACCCAAAGUUCCACCUACCUCUGUCGGUCUCACAAUUGACAGCGAGAAUUUAAGUAAACAUCAACUUCCCCCAGAUAACCCUCCCCCUCCACGACCUAACAUAAGUUCUCCUGUAUUGGAUGCAACAACAUCGUUCGCAGCUAAAGAGUUAAUUAGCAAUACGGUGGUUCCUCUAAGACCAGCUCCUCCAACUCCCAACCAUGACAAGCCCAGGACUGCCAGACCUUUGUCUUCACCUGUCCAUGAUGUUACUUUGGAAGCAAAAAUUGUUAAACCGAAAGAUUCUGGUUACCCUACACUGACGAGAAUCGCCUCUUUUAUGAGUAGAAACCAGAAAGGAGCUCAAGAAAUUAAGAAAGACCUUCCAGUUAAAGGAGCAAAAAUUGAUAAGGAAUCCUUAAAAAACAUAGAAAUUUCAAACCCAAUCUUACAAAAAGAAAUAGCAGUUCCAGCUAGCUCUUUACCUGCAGGGGAGAAGGCUGUAGUAAUGAGAGCUCAGAGUUUGAGAACUGUUCCUGAUAAAAAACCUGCUAUUGCCAGUUUUGGCUCCAUGAGAGUCCCAGCUAACAAGAGACCCACGAGCAUUCCUGCAGCAAACCGACCCUCUUCCCCUCCACCGCCACGGCCUCCUUCUUUUGGCAUUCCUGGAUAUCAAAAUCCUAGUAAAAUGGACACUUAUGACGACUGUCUCAACUUGCUCACUGAAGGAGUUGCCCCUUUAGCUAACAUAGAUGAGGAGAGUCCGAGUGCUACUGAUAACAUCUAUGCUGUUAUAGAAGAGAGUCCAACUGAUAGAAGAGAAAGGAAAGAAAUUGUAUUGCCAAGGAAGUUGGAAUACACCUCACCGACCGGUGAAUACAAGUCACCUAAGCCGAUGGAAAAUAGUGUUUCAGCUGGCAGUGCGGAGAGCAUGGGACUCUUAGGUGAAAUUGUUAGUGAAAUCCAAGCCAGAAACACUGAGUCUAUAUAUUCAACAUCCACUUUGAACCGGAAGAAGGAAAAAGAUGGCGAUGAGACAGCAUCUACUGUUACUGAUUCAAGCUCUGAAAUUGAUAAAAAUCAAACUUACGUGAACACACCUUGGAAUGGAGGCUAUACCAAUAUUACAACCCCGCCCAAGUCAAGUGCCAGUUCCACUACUUCCAGCUCCGGCUAUUUAAGUCCUAUUAAUCACAAUAUCAGCAACAAGACUAGUGCUUUUGGCAAUAGUGAAUCAUUUGAGGUUCCAGAAAGUAAAGCUCCUUAUAAACCAUACAUUCGGCGAAACUUGGGUCCUUUAGCAUCAGCCAGUUUAGCUGGAAAGACAAUUCCCAGACAAACUGAUUCGACAAGAAGUACAGCUGUAACAGAGGAUAAAAACAGUUCCAUUAAAACUAGUCCAUUUGUUAAAAAAAAUUCUCUAAAUAAUAGUAUAAACAAUAGAUCAUCUAAUUCUAGAACAGUAGUUAGAACAAAUUCUGAUGGACUAUCUUCAAUGAAGCCAGAUAUAGUUUCAAGUUGUAGUCCUUCAGGAGUAAAAUCUCCUGAUGUAAUAGGUAACAAAGCUCAAUCUACAAGUCUUGCUGGUUUUACUUCUAAACCGACUCCAGGUAAAUCAGGGUCUUCAUUCAGAGGUCGUCAACCUUUACCAGCUCCUAAACCUGUGAUUCCAACUACCAAAGCUUCCAUCACAUCUCAACCGUUGCCAGCGAUCCCAACAGUUCAGAAGACAAAACCUACUGAAUCAAGAGCAUUUGGCAGCAAGAGUGAUGCUAAUGAUAAUGAAACGAACAAAUCUGUUCCCGCAAACAAACAAUCCAGUGUAGUAGCUUCUCUACAACAAAAGUUUGAGACAAACAAGCAACCAAGAUCACAAUCUAUGCUCAAAAACUCAGUUGCAAAAAACUCACUAAAUAAUUUCAAGACAAACAAUGUCAGGAGAUGAGAAAGAGAUGUCAUAUAAAACUAGUUAAUAUGGUUAAAUAAUGAAAUCACCCGCUUUUCUUUGCCUUAAUGAUCAACAAGCUCAUACAAAUCUUCUUUAAUUGUACAAUGCAUUUAUUACCAUUCAGAGUAUUUUUCUGUCUGCUUCUGUAAAUAUUCGCUUGUUUGUACAAUAUUAAUGUACUAUUAAGUUUUGUAGCUAUUGUUUAUAUGCAUUAUUUAUGCCAAUUUUUAAAUGUAUUGAUGGAAGAUUUUAAACUUCAGUACUUUAAACUUAGCUUUUUGCUUUUGAGCGGUUUUCCAAUCUCUCGUUAUAUACUCAUCUUCAAAUGUUUGCCUAUCCGCUAUUGAUUAAGAAUUUGGCGCAACUUAAAUAUUUUAGUUUUAUACUAGGUAAUUGUUUUUAAUGCUCAUUUUAUAUGAUGGAGAUGGUCACUUUGCUGUUGUGAACUUGUAACUCCUUGUGGUGCUUUCAGUGUAAAAAUGUAUGUUCAACGAUUUUAAUCAAUUGUACAUUUUUGUAAAUAGUUAAGUACAUUUUGUUCAUUUAGAUUUUUUAUUUUUUUAAGUCAUAGUAUAAGGAUUUUGUGAUAGAUGUUAGUUUAUUUUAUUACGUUAUGAAUUAUUUUAUAAACUAAAUUGGUUCUAUCACGCCCAGGCCAACUCAUAAUUGUUUAACUCAGAUAUUAAAAUACCAAUUUACAAAACCCAUCAAUCCGAUCAUUAACUGAAUUUAGUUUUCUCUGUUGUCUGUGCUUGGCUACAUUUGACUUGAUAUUGCAGUAUGCCAUUGCAAUGUUAUUGUCAGUUUUUAAUUUUACACAAGUUAAAUUUGGAUUCGCACCUGUAUUGUAUAUAAUUAUGAUGGUCUUAAUGCAUUACUGACAUCCAAUAAACAUCCCUCCUCAACAAAUAUGGGUGAAGUUUGUGUAUCUACUGUAUACAUAUCACAUUCUUUAGGUAAUAUUUUGUCUGAAAAGAUAUGUGGACAAGUUUUACCUGUAAAUAUCCGUAAUGAAAUGCAACUAAAAUCUUUAUUUUACAAUAAUGUAAAGACCACUUUAGACGUAUCCAUAAACAUUAGGCUCCUAAUGAAUGCUACUUUGUUUACAAAAAUCAAUUGCUGGAAAUUGAAAUAAAUUGACUUCCUUGUAGGGAUGGACGAGAUUGGA
Macrosteles quadrilineatus (aster leafhopper) is the source of this 5995-nucleotide messenger RNA. It is a transcript of the gene Meltrin, whose product is annotated as disintegrin and metalloproteinase domain-containing protein 12. The transcript has 17 exons. Gene Ontology annotation, molecular function: metalloendopeptidase activity. The record is from RefSeq and is a predicted model, not a curated record. Bases 301 to 4824 code for a protein of 1507 amino acids. NCBI's taxonomy places the organism in Eukaryota, Metazoa, Arthropoda, Insecta, Hemiptera, Cicadellidae. Gene Ontology annotation, biological process: membrane protein ectodomain proteolysis.